AUGUCCACCACCGGCCAAUGGGAAAUGCACUCGGUUUGGCAGUGGCUAGACGACGAGCCCAACCUCAGCGUCGCCGUCAUCACCGGCACAGGCCGCGCCUUCUCCGCCGGUGCAGACCUCAAAGAGUGGAACGGCAGCAUGUCCGACGAUGCAGACCCGAGCAAGCGCAUGGGGAACAAACCCGCUUUCAUACCUCUGAGUAGGCGAUUGGGCAAGAAGCCUGUGAUAGCGGCGGUAAAUGGGCUGGCCAUGGGUGGCGGCUGCGAGUUUGUCGUGAACUGCGACUUGGUGGUUGCGAGUGAGGAUGCGGUAUUUGGAUUGCCCGAAGUGAAGAGGGGCGUUGCGCCUAUAGGAGGUGCGUUGCCGCGACUGAUACGGACGGUGGGUUUGCAGAGGGCGACGGAGUUUGCGCUGAUGGGAGAGCCAAUCACUGCGCAGAAAGCGUUUGAUUGGGGAAUCGUGAACAAGGUGGUGAAGAAGGAACAGGUCGUUGAUGAGGCUGUGCGGUAUGCGGCUGCGAUCGCAGAGAACAGCCCCGAUGCGAUUAUAUGCACGCGGGUGGGACUGAGGCAGGGAUGGGAGACUGCGGCCGUAGAGAGGGCUGUGGAGCUCGUCCUAGAUAGAGAAUGGGCCGAGUUGCAGAAGGGCGAAAAUAUCAAGGAAGGCUUGAAAGCUUUUAGUGAGAAGAGGAAACCUAUAUGGAAAGGUAGUCGACUGUAA
Messenger RNA from Didymosphaeria variabile, 720 nucleotides. RefSeq lists its product as uncharacterized. The coding region runs from base 1 to 720 and encodes 239 amino acids. Gene Ontology annotation, molecular function: enoyl-CoA hydratase activity. Gene Ontology annotation, biological process: fatty acid beta-oxidation. The record is from RefSeq and is a predicted model, not a curated record. Gene Ontology annotation, cellular component: mitochondrion. NCBI's taxonomy places the organism in Eukaryota, Fungi, Ascomycota, Dothideomycetes, Pleosporales, Didymosphaeriaceae. The transcript has a single exon.